AUGUGCUGUGUUAUUAGCAAACCGAAGGACGUGGCAGAGAAAGCAGCGGAAGUCCAACAAGAAGAAUUCUCGAGACUGGAAGAUGGGCAACAACAGAAGGAAAUGAAGAAAGGAUCUCCAGAUCCAGAAGACCAGAAAGUGUUACUACAGAAAGGGGACGCCAAAAUAAAAGCUCAGGAGGAGGCUGACAAACGCAAGAAGGAACAGGAGAGAAUUAUGUUACAGAAUUUGCAGGAGAGAUUAGAGAGAAAAAAGAGAAUUGAGGAGAUUAUGAAGCGGACAAGAAAGACAGAUUCGAAUACCGCAAAGGCUGCAGAACCCUUUGUUGAUAACACGUACGAGGAGGACGAGGCGGACGAUGAGGAGGAGUCAGAAAGUGAUGACAAUUCGUUUGAUGACCUGCGUCCAUCAGCCUUUAUAAAUGGCAUGGAUUCAUCCACAAAACUCAAAACACAUUUUAAAAACAUGAAGAAGAACACUCCCAAGCUGGUGUUUUUAGACGCCACUUCUGGCCAAGUUCGUAGAGAGACAAAAACAUUUUUUAAUGGCGACAUGAAAAACUUCAGACCAAAAAGUGCGAAAGACCCUUUGGCUCAGGCAAAAGGUACCAGAUCGUCCACCAAAAGAAUGACUAGCCAUGCAGCCAAUACCAGAAAGGCAAGUGAAACCUGUAACGCCGUGGGACCUUCCAAGAGUUUAGACCCAGAGGCACAGGAGUGGAUCUGUGACAAAAUUAUUGACAUCAGAAAUGAGGCAGAGUCCCUUAUGUCCAGUACCCCUCCUGAUAGCCGAAAAUACCAUCUGAAAGGUUCCAUGACAUUCCACCAGAGUCCCCCGUUGCCUUUAGACGACAAGAAAAUCAAUUCUGUUCCUGCUCCAUCGGGUAAGGCCUCCUCCUGUCUUUACCUUGCUUGAAAGGCAGUUGGCCAUGAACUCUCCUGCUUCUGGCUCUUCCCAGGCCUUCUUGGUACCCUGUCACUCUGAGGCAAGUAGGGAGACGGCGGUGGGUCUGAAGGCUAAGGUGGAUGUCAAAGGCUCUUCUACUGAGUUGGCAUUGAGAGCAUAAAGGGCUUGAUUCUAGCUCUGAUGCCCUGCCGUUUCCUACCAGAUACACAAAGUAGGUUCUCGUCACCGCCCCUGGUACACCGGCUGCGUUAGAGCGUGCAGAUAAAUAAUCAUGUAGGGCGCAAGGUUUGUCAGCCCUUUGGACUUAGUCUCUCAAUCUGGUUUCCCAA
Messenger RNA from Enhydra lutris kenyoni (northern sea otter), 1235 nucleotides. RefSeq names its product MAP7 domain-containing protein 3-like. The transcript has 6 exons. Gene Ontology annotation, biological process: microtubule cytoskeleton organization. The record is from RefSeq and is a predicted model, not a curated record. The coding region runs from base 1 to 915 and encodes 304 amino acids. Gene Ontology annotation, cellular component: microtubule cytoskeleton. NCBI's taxonomy places the organism in Eukaryota, Metazoa, Chordata, Mammalia, Carnivora, Mustelidae.